AGCAAAGGCACGAAACGCUUGUGUUGAAAAAGCCAUUGAGUUAAAAGACCAAGCUGUUUCUGAAAUUGUUGAACGAGAAUUAGCUAAACAAGAAGAAAAUCCCGAAUACGAAACUUGUUAUACUCUUAAGGAUCUAAAUAUUGUUAAAGACCAUUUGGACCAAAUUAAACAUCACGUUGACUUAUCACCUCGAACUUCACCUUCUCUAUUGCCACGAGGCGGUAAUUUAAGUCCGAUAUUCCCAGUCGAAUUGACCCAAACUAGAUCAUCUCCACCAGGCAGCAACCCUCAAAGUCCAAAUCGAAGUAUUUUUGAAAUUAACGACGAAAGUGACGAAGAAGAGUAUCGACCACUAGGAGAAGGAUCCCGAACUAAUAAUAACCUAGAAAAUUACGAAAGAAUUAUUAUACAAGGAUCAGCACACAAUACCGAGAAUAACUUUUCAGAAACUAGUGACUCUUCUGCAUCUGAAGUUGAAAUAAAUAUUAACCCACCUCAAGAUUACGAACAGGAGGAAGACCCACAAGAAUGGUAUGAAGACUUCUUAAUGGCCGCUCAAGCAAACGGAUGGAAUGCCAAUCACGGCAAUGCACAUACUUGGGAUCAACUUUCAGCUGCUUUUACAGCCAAGUAUCUAAACAACGAUUUCUGCGAACAAUGGACUGAGGAAUUACGAGGUUUUAAACAACGCAGAAGUGAGACUGUUGAAGACUACUAUUACCAAGUUAGGCGAAUGGCUACUCGAGCUGAACUAAAUCCUGCUGCCACUCUUCCUUACUUUGUUCGAGGAUUAUUACCUGAGAUUAAGGCCGUAGUUAAGACAUAUGCUCCUGUUGAUCUGGCUAAAGCUUUAACAAAAGCUAAACUAUAUGAGUCUGGAAUAUGGAAACGAAAAAGUCCCAAAAAAAGUACUGACAAUAUAAAAGUUCCAGCAAUGAAAGUUCUGCUAGCUCAAGUUGGACAUUUUGCUCGUGACUGUCUAGUUGAAAAGAAAACAUACCCUCAAAAUCAAAAUAGACGAAAUGUCAGUUAUGUUGAAUAUGACAAUGACAGAAGACCAAAGAAUCCUGUACCUCCAAAAGCUACACCUGUUAUCAAUAAUCAACAACCUGAGAUCUUGGAACAAGAUGAAGACCAAGUCCAACAAGACCUUGAGUAUGAACUUGAGAGUGAACUAGAUGAAAAUGAAACCUUCCAUUCUGAGAUGUCUGAUUAUUGGGAUGAACAAGACUUAUAUUCUAACCCCUGGAAACAAGAAGAAUAUAAAGAUUUUUGCGAAAUUGAAACACCCAACGACUAUAACCCUGCACUCUAUUUAACUGAAACUAUAACAGAAGAUAAACCUCCCUUCCAAGUAGGAGUACUAGAUAAAAUACAAGAACAAAAAGUAGAUGAACUAUUUACAGGAUACCCUGAUGAAUCUGACCUGAUGAAGAAAAAUUGA
Messenger RNA from Dentiscutata erythropus, 1444 nucleotides. Lineage: Eukaryota; Fungi; Glomeromycota; Glomeromycetes; Diversisporales; Gigasporaceae. The record is from the annotation of a GenBank genome assembly.